CGUUCAGAUUUCGGAAGACGAAAAAGAAACAAGAAAAGACUGUCCCCAUUAUCUAAUGCUCAAAGCAGGCUAAAAUAAGGGAAUCUCACCAAUAAAGUUAAACUGCAAUGGAACUCACCGACCCUUGGUGGAAAUAUUUCCUCAUUCCAUUAAUUGAUGGGGCCGUCGGUUACUUCACAAAUGUUUUGGCCUUGCAAAUGACGUUUGCGCCACUCGAGUUUGUUGGCAUUCCUCUUGUUCGAUUUCCCGAACAGCCAUUUGGAUUGUUUGGCUGGCAAGGUAUCAUUCCGGCCAAGGCAAGAAAGAUGGCAACAAUAUCCUUUGAUUUGAUGACGACCAGAUUGUUGGACUUGCAGGAAAUUUUCAAUCAGAUUGAUCCCGUUAAAUUCGCAGAGGCCAUGGACGAAGCUAUUUUGUUAAUGCUAGACAACGUCAUCAGCGAGGUGGCUAUGGAGACGAUGCCAAACACGUGGGGAAAUAUUCCACAGGCCGUUAAGGACGACAUAAUAGUCACUGCAGACAAUGAGAGUGGCAAGUUUUUGACAGAAUUUAUGAAAGACAUGCAAGCUCAUGUCUAUGACGUUGUGGACAUCAAGGAGAUGUGUGUGAACGCAUGCGUCCAGAACAAGCAUUUGAUAGUGAAGAUUUUUCAAGAGUGCGGUGACAAGGAAUUUAACUUCAUUCGACAGAGUGGGUUUUACUUUGGAGCCAUGUUUGGUGUUGUGCACAUGGUCAUUUAUAUGUUUUACCAAGCGAAUUGGGUAAUGCCUGUAUUUGGUUUUGUUGUGGGAACGGCUACGAAUUGGUUAGCUCUUAAGGUUAUAUUUUCUCCAGUUCGGCCGAAAAAGUUUCUGGGUAUGACGUUUCAUGGUAUUUUCAUGAGGCGCCAGGAGGAAGUAUCUGCAGUAUUUGCGCGUGUCGUAUGUGGGGAAAUAUUGCAUAUCAAAGCCAUUUGGAAUGCGAUAUUUCAAGGAAGCAACUCGAAGAAUUUCACUGCGAUGCUUCGGGCGCAUACGCUUGUAUUCACCGACAAACUGGUAGUAGAGAUCGAACCUUUGGCUGUGGCUGCCAUGGGGUCAGAGAAAUUUUUGCAAAUGAAGGAGGACAUAGCGCAGAAAGUCACCAAGAAGAUCCCCGAUGUAAUAGAUUCGUCGUACGAAUACACGCAACGUGUAAGUAAUAUAACAUCACGCAAAGUAUGCAUAAUUAUAUGUAUCUGCAUGCAAGUUGCUGGAUUACUAUUCAUAUAAUUGAUCGUCACUGACUCAAGUUUUGUCUUCCGUGUGAAAAACUCCAGGCAUUGAACAUGGAGAAUAUUAUACGGGAGAAAAUGUCAGUGUUGCCUCCAGAAGAAUUCGAGGGUGUUUUACAUCCGGCUUUCGAGGAAGACGAGAUUCAGCUAAUUAUUCUGGGUGGAGCGCUUGGCGCAAUCGUUGGUGCACUCCAACUAUUGAUAUUCGUGUGAUUGCACCAUUUUUCAAGGGACAAAGGACUGUCAUCCGCGCUUCGAUGUGUACACUAGAAAUAAUAGUAACGUCUUUUU
Messenger RNA from Pseudo-nitzschia multistriata, 1543 nucleotides. The record is from the annotation of a GenBank genome assembly. Lineage: Eukaryota; Bacillariophyta; Bacillariophyceae; Bacillariales; Bacillariaceae.